AUGCCUCCAUCUCGUACAGGACGUGCAUACGAAGGACCGCCAUCCAGGAUCGCUACCAGGAUCGGUCCCACUGUCGCCCUGCUGCUAAUUCUUUUCGAGCAUCGCCGCGCAUCUUGUCUAAUGAGCAACUCAGUGGAUGAUUGGGUGAGUGGCAGCGCUGUCGUUUGUAACGGCAUUCCAGGACUGACGAAGGAUCAACGCGAGCUUUGCCAUAGAAAUCCCGAUGUCACCGUAGCCGCGAUCAAAGGGCUACAAAUUGCCAUAUCCGAAUGUCAAAAUCAGUUCAUGUGGCACAGGUGGAACUGUUCGUCACUCACACCUAGCAGCAGAACUCAACAGAGCAGUGUCCUUCUUAAACGAGGCUAUAGAGAGACGGCAUUCGCCUACGCGAUUUCGGCAGCUGGUGUGGCUCAUAACGUGGCUCGUGCCUGCAGUAUGGGCCGCCUGCUUUCUUGCAGCUGCGAUCCUUUGCACUAUAUGGAUAAUCCGCCGACGACUACCAGAGACAUCACAUUUAAGUGGGGUGGUUGCUCUCACAACCUCGAAUACGGCAUGGAAUUCUCGAGGCAGUUCCUAGACACGCGGGAGAAAGCCGGCGACAUACAGUCUACUGUGAAUCUACACAAUAAUCAAGCUGGUCGUUUGGCAUUAGCAAACAACAUGCAGAUACGCUGCAAGUGCCACGGCAUGUCCGGGUCAUGUGAACUGAAAACUUGCUGGAAAAUCGUUCCGGAAUUCCGAGUAGUCGGCAAAGUCCUGAAGAAUCGUUUCAGAAACGCUGUAUUGGUAACGCAGAGCAAUCUGGGCAAUGUGAUACCGUCAAACAAGAUUCGAGGAUCACGACGGAGGCAAAAACAGAAACAGAAGAAACGUCGCGGGGGCGGCCGCAAGAGGAAACUUCGGGAUCUCCCCAAUCAGCUCUACUACUACCAGAGAUCACCGAACUUCUGCGAGCAGGAUCUAACGCUCGACAUUCCUGGCACUACUGGUCGCAGAUGUAACAAGACCAGCACCGGCGGAGAUGGAUGCUCUGAUCUAUGUUGCGGUAGAGGCUACAAUGUGGUACGACAACGACGAACGGAGCGAUGCAGAUGCAAAUUUCACUGGUGCUGCUUUGUACAAUGUCAGAAUUGCACAGUGGAAGAGUGGAUUACGGUUUGCAAAUAA
Messenger RNA from Atta colombica, 1167 nucleotides. RefSeq names its product protein Wnt-10a (gene Wnt10). Bases 1 to 1167 code for a protein of 388 amino acids. The transcript is spliced from 4 exons. Gene Ontology annotation, cellular component: extracellular region. The record is from RefSeq and is a predicted model, not a curated record. Gene Ontology annotation, biological process: multicellular organism development; canonical Wnt signaling pathway; cell fate commitment. Lineage: Eukaryota; Metazoa; Arthropoda; Insecta; Hymenoptera; Formicidae. Gene Ontology annotation, molecular function: frizzled binding; cytokine activity.